Messenger RNA from Oikopleura dioica, 996 nucleotides. The record is from the annotation of a GenBank genome assembly. Lineage: Eukaryota; Metazoa; Chordata; Appendicularia; Copelata; Oikopleuridae.
AUGGAACGAUGCAGAAAUUGGAAAAAUUCAGUCAACAUGGAGAAAAAUGAGCUCACAAGGCGAUGGAUGCAGGCACAUGAUAACAACUACUGUGGAAAUCCUGACAAGGAUUCUGGAGGAGAUUGGUGCUAUGUUGAUGCUCCGCCGGGCUUUUGCGCAGAGAAGUGUGGAUCAACGGAACAACCACCCAUGACAACAGUUGUACAAGUCGCACGACCCGCAAGACAACCUUCUGAAAAGCCAGUUUGUCGGCCAAGGACCGAAAGUCUUUUUCAAUUCAGAGAUGGUCUUGGUGCUAUAAGACGACCAACAAAAUGGGAUGUCCCUGAUCAAGUCCCAAGCAACUCGUUAAAUACUUCCGUGCCGCAACAGGAUGUUCUUGAUGGGAGAAGCGCAAUGAUGGGGCUGAUUCCUUGGCAAGUUCAGUUGAUUGGACCUGCCGGCUGUGGUGGGACGAUUAUUUCUUCGAGAAUCGUCAUCACGGCAGAACAUUGUCUAAAGUCACCGAAUCCUGAAAGGUGGCGCGUUAAAGCCGGGCAUAUUCAUAAAUCGGCAUUUCGUUCGCAAAAUGAAGGCCAGAUAAGACGUGUCGCUAAAAUCAUCACGACUGCGUGCUUGCCCCCGAAAAACUUCAAGCCAGUCGGAGGAGACUGUAUCAUCUCUGGCUGGGGCAAAACAACCGAUGUUGGAAGGUCGUCAAGUCGACUUCUUUGGACGCUCAUACCGCUUUUUGACCGAAGCGUUUGCAGAAGAAAGUUACGUGGGUAUUCCAUCACUGAUCAUAUGAUCUGCGGCGGCGGUUCUGGCCCAGAUACGUGUAAGGGAGAUAAGGGAGGACCUCUUGUUUGUGCUUUGAGAGAUAACAACGGGGAAAAUCAGUACGUUCUCGCUGGAGUGACAUCCUGGGGAAUCGGCUGUGGAAAAACUCCCGGAAUCUACGCCGAAGUGGCGGAUUAUCUUAAUUGGAUAAAUGAAAUUAGUUCUCAAUACCCUUAA